Messenger RNA from Folsomia candida, 2008 nucleotides. RefSeq names its product rab proteins geranylgeranyltransferase component A 2 (gene Rep). The record is from RefSeq and is a predicted model, not a curated record. Bases 194 to 1897 code for a protein of 567 amino acids. The transcript has 5 exons. Gene Ontology annotation, biological process: small GTPase-mediated signal transduction; protein geranylgeranylation; vesicle-mediated transport. Gene Ontology annotation, molecular function: GDP-dissociation inhibitor activity. NCBI's taxonomy places the organism in Eukaryota, Metazoa, Arthropoda, Collembola, Entomobryomorpha, Isotomidae. Gene Ontology annotation, cellular component: cytosol; cytoplasm; Rab-protein geranylgeranyltransferase complex.
CAGCCGCGAGGACUUCGAGACACGUAAACAUCAGCAGAUUUGUUUCCCAUAAUCUCACUCACUAACUCGUCCUUCGUACACUUUAAUUACAAAUUAGAAAUUGACUAAAGCGUCGACGCCAACCCACAUUAAGUUUAUUUGGAGGACGUGGUUGCACAAUACGGAACAAUUGUCAUUGCUGCUGAGGUGACUAAUGGAGGCAGGUCUCCCUUCGGCCUUUGAUGUGGUGGUAGUUGGGACGGGAUUGACGGAAUCGAUCGUGUCAGCUGCAGCGAGUCGUAAUGGUCACACCCUCCUUCACUUGGACCCUCGAGAAUUCUACGGCUCCUGCUCUGCCACCCUCAACUUUGACUCGUGGACAGCCCAAGAAUUUGCAAUCUCUCCACCCACGAUUUCCGAGGUUGAGGUUAGCUCUAACGGAGAUCAAUUGGAAUGGAAAAACUGUUGUCGAAACGUGGAGCAAGUUUGGUAUGAGAGUAGCGAUGGGGUGAAAAAAGAGUUUGAAGGGAAUAAGAGAAGAUUCAAUAUUGACGUAUUUCCCCAGAUAAUCUUGGCCCGUGAAGAGAUUAUUGAGCUGCUGAUCAAAUCUGAUGUUUCAAGAUACUUGGAAUUUCUUCGUGUUGGAAAGCUGUUUACCAAACUCCCAAAUGAGGACACGAUUGUAUCCAUACCACUCUCAAGAUCUGACAUAUUUACUUCAAAAUCCGUUUCGUUAGGAGAAAAACGGUGUCUAGUCAAGUUCAUCGAGGCUGUGAUGCAACAGAAUCAAUCCACGGAUGACUUGGAAAAUGAAAAUUCAAACGAGACACUUGAAACAUUGCCAGACAUUGCAGAUUCCAGCACAUUUGACGAACUGGCAAAUAUUUGUAAACUGACCCCAAAAGUAAAGCAUUUGAUCAGAAGUGUCGUGGAAAAUGUGGAAGACAAGUUUUCUUCAGAAGAAAGCUUUCAAACUGGAUUCGUGUCAAGAUGCAGAAAAUAUUUGCAAUCAAUUGGAAGAUUUGGGAAUCAAACACCUUAUCUUUGGCCGCUGUAUGGCGUCAGUGAAAUAUGUCAAGGAUUUUGUCGGUUGUCCGCAGUGUACGGUAGCAUUUUCAUUUUGAAGCGAUUUGUAAAUUCCAUAGAAGAAACUGGAGAAGGAACCCUUAAAAUCACGUCUGAAAAUGACCAAUUUGAAGCUAAGCAUCUGGUCAUUGGGCCGGAAUUUAAAUAUUUACAUAGUUCUGCAUCGUCGCCCUCGGAUAAUGCGAUAAAUGAGAAACCGAAAGUCGUUGGCCGUGGCGUAAUUGUGACCAAAGGAAAUAAUCUGAAAGCAGAAACUGAAUCAACAACCAAUAAAGGAGAUGGGAUAUGUUUCUACAAAAUUGGAAACAUUCAAAUUGUUGAAUUGAGUAACUCGAGUCAAGCUGUUCCAAAAAAUUAUCAUUUGCUUCAGAUAACGUUUGCUGUUGACGAAGAAUAUCCUGGAUCUCUUUCAGCGUCCCCUCGUGAAUAUAUUGAAUCGCAACUCCAGUCUUUUGUCAACUUUGAAAUGGUGAUGUCGUCUAGUUGCGAGAAUGACGAAUUAGGAAAUGGUUCAAACGACAUCAGACCACAAGCUAUCUAUGGAUCAUAUUUUUGGAUCGAUCUUUGGAAUGGACAAGAAAGUUCGCCCACUUCACGAAUUCAUAACUGUGCUGUUGAUUCAACUGAUUUGACCUCCCGAGUCAGCCGAGCUGCUAAUAUUUUCAGGUCAAUGUUUCCUGGAGAAGAAUUUUUGCCAAAGCCACCUCCACCCGAACAUGAUGAGAAUGACACUCCAGAAAUCGAUAUAGACAAUCUUCCGAAUCAUUUUGACAUACCCCCAAAACCCUGUGAUGAUGAUCCACUUCAACAACCAUCAGUGCCAGCGGAAUAAUAGAUUAUUAGUGUAUCAACCUUCUUCUUAAUUGUUACUUGCAUACAUUCGCACGCCUUUCUUCUUAUGAAUAAACCGAUAUAGACUACUUUUAUCUCUAUUCAAUUUUAA